UGAUGAACUGUGCAGAUGCUCUUCGCCCCAGCCAUGGCUGCAAUCCGAAAGAAGCUGGUGAUUGUGGGCGAUGGGGCCUGUGGGAAGACCUGCCUCCUCAUUGUCUUCAGCAAGGAUCAGUUCCCAGAGGUCUACGUCCCUACUGUCUUUGAGAACUACAUCGCAGACAUAGAGGUGGAUGGCAAGCAGGUGGAGCUAGCUCUGUGGGACACGGCAGGACAGGAAGACUACGAUCGCCUGCGGCCUCUCUCCUACCCGGACACUGACGUCAUCCUCAUGUGCUUCUCCAUUGACAGCCCCGACAGUCUGGAAAACAUUCCUGAGAAGUGGACCCCUGAGGUGAAGCACUUCUGCCCCAACGUGCCCAUCAUCCUAGUGGGGAAUAAGAAGGACCUGAGGCAAGAUGAACAUACCCGGAGGGAGCUGGCCAAGAUGAAGCAGGAGCCAGUUCGAUCUGAGGAAGGCCGGGACAUGGCGAACCGGAUCAGUGCCUUUGGCUACCUUGAGUGCUCAGCUAAGACCAAGGAGGGGGUGCGGGAGGUGUUUGAGAUGGCCACUCGAGCUGGCCUCCAGGUCCGCAAGAAUAAACGCCGGAGGGGCUGUCCCAUUCUCUGAGACCCCCCAAGGCCUCCCCUACUACCCCGCCUCCCUUCGCAGGGGUGCAGAACCCCCCCCCCCGCAACCUCCGAACUCCCUCUAAUUAGGGAUCCCUGCUGAAGGCCCCCUUUCCCAAUUCCCUCCUGCCCAGGACUGCAUCGUAUCCUCAGCCCUGGUGGUGGUGGCCUGGUGGCCGUAGGCCCUCCCUCUCAGCACUCUGGGACCUUAGGGCUAUGUCCUGCCCUUCCAGAGCACAGUCCCUCCUCAAGUUGCCUUGGUCCAGGGGUGGGGCUCUUGAUCCCUUGGCCUUCCCCAGAGGAUCAUCACACACCAGCACUUUAUACACUUCUGGCUCACAGGAGAGUAUGUGGGGCAGGGGUCUUGGAAGGUGUAGCCCAGAGUCCCGGGCCCCUGGUGUUUCUGCUUUGGGCAGGGGCCUUGUCUCUGGCUAUACUUGGUGGGGGCAUGAAUAAAGGCCACAGGCUCCAACAC
Messenger RNA from Vicugna pacos (alpaca), 1089 nucleotides. Lineage: Eukaryota; Metazoa; Chordata; Mammalia; Artiodactyla; Camelidae. The record is from RefSeq and is a predicted model, not a curated record.